AUUUUCAUCCAUCGUCGCAUAGAAGAGAAGGAGAGCGAGAUGACAACCAUCCGAAGAUUUUGCUGCGAUGAUCUUCUCCGAUUCUCUUCCGUAAAUCUCGAUCAUCUCACAGAAACCUUUAACAUGUCGUUUUAUAUGACCUACUUGGCACGCUGGCCUGAUUAUUUCCAUGUCGCCGAAGCUCCAGGAAACAGAGUCAUGGGAUACAUUAUGGGUAAAGUCGAAGGACAAGGCGAGUCCUGGCAUGGUCAUGUCACAGCUGUUACAGUCGCUCCUGAAUUCCGCAGGCAGCAGUUGGCUAAGAAACUAAUGAACCUGCUUGAAGACAUCAGUGACAAGAUUGACAAGGCGUACUUUGUGGAUCUCUUUGUAAGAGCAUCAAAUACACCGGCUAUAAAGAUGUAUGAAAAGCUCGAGUACAUUAUUUAUAGACGUGUAUUACGUUACUAUUCCGGGGAGGAAGAUGGCUUAGAUAUGAGGAAAGCAUUAUCUCGAGACGUAGAAAAGAAGUCUAUAAUCCCACUCAAGAGGCCAGUUAUGCCUGAUGAACUGGAGUACGACUAGAUCGGGCUGUCGAUGGUAAGUUUUAUUAUGUUUGUGCCAUCAUAUUUGUUUAAGUAGAGGGCUUCAUCUCUGUAAACUAGAACCUGAAAGUACACUGAUUUUAAGCGUUUAAUUUACGCAAUUUGGUAUCGAAAACAAUAUCAAAUUGCGGAAACAGUCGCUCUACAAUUUUCGAUAGAGUCAGAUCUGCGUAUAUCUCACCAUCAAAACUCAUAUCUAGGUAGGAUAUACUCAGCUUGUUUGGUUAACACUUAACAGGUCUGCAUAUACCUCACCAUCUGACCUCACAUCCAGGUGGGAUAUCUUGCGCGUGUUUGGUUAACAGUUUUUACUGAAUAUGAUUAUGGGUGUUUAAUCUAUUU
This is a messenger RNA of Cynara cardunculus var. scolymus (artichoke), 926 nucleotides long. Its product is annotated as N-terminal acetyltransferase B complex catalytic subunit NAA20. Bases 40 to 564 code for a protein of 174 amino acids. Gene Ontology annotation, cellular component: NatB complex. The transcript has 6 exons. Lineage: Eukaryota; Viridiplantae; Streptophyta; Magnoliopsida; Asterales; Asteraceae. The record is from RefSeq and is a predicted model, not a curated record. Gene Ontology annotation, biological process: N-terminal peptidyl-methionine acetylation. Gene Ontology annotation, molecular function: protein-N-terminal amino-acid acetyltransferase activity.